Oreochromis aureus is the source of this 2356-nucleotide messenger RNA. Its product is annotated as zinc finger protein 184-like. The coding region runs from base 247 to 1200 and encodes 317 amino acids. The transcript has 2 exons. The record is from RefSeq and is a predicted model, not a curated record. Gene Ontology annotation, molecular function: DNA-binding transcription factor activity; RNA polymerase II cis-regulatory region sequence-specific DNA binding. Lineage: Eukaryota; Metazoa; Chordata; Actinopteri; Cichliformes; Cichlidae. Gene Ontology annotation, biological process: regulation of transcription by RNA polymerase II.
UGUUUUAGCCUCGAUGUAGUUUGUAUUUUGCUGUUGUAACUCCCAAAAAUGUGACUUCUACUUGCACAUUCCGUGUACGCCCAAAUUUUGAAAGGCCCAAAUCGGAGGUAACAUAGUGGCUUCUUAACUGUCCAUAAGCUGUUGGGUUGAUGCUCUCAAUACGUCGGAGUUUGUCUUUUUUCUUUUCUUUUUGGUAAUCGUUGCUGUUUUUGUUUCUUAUCUCCCACCUGAGGCACGGACGCCACGAUGUUUCAGCUCAGGUUGUUUGUUCACCAGCGCCUGUACGCUGCAGCUGAAGAGAUCCUCGGGCAGAUGGAGAAAACCAUCACGUUAGUUUUGCACGAGGCAGACGUUCGAGCUAAAGAGGAGGCGGAAAGUCUGCGACACCAGCUGAAAUCAGCUGAAGAACUUCCAAUGACCAACAGUGCCGUCCAACAUGGAGAUGAAUGUGACUCCCCGCUGCUGCAGGAGUGCGAGGGACCCACAAACACAGAAGAGUCUGACUUCACACCGAGCCCUGAGAAUCCAGGAACCCCAGAGCCCACUGCAGAUCUAAGCAGUUACAGUGGGAAGUACUGCCUGGUGGAGAGUCCUGAGGUGAAGAUGGAGCAGGAGGAGCAUAGGAAUGAGAGUUUUUUCUCUCCUCCAGGAACUGUGAAAAGUGAGGAAGAACAGUCGGACACGCAAAUAUAUGAAACGCAGAUGCUUUCUUCAUACUUGUCUGCAGCUGUUAGUGAGGAGACGGAGAGAGGAGAACAGGCCAUAACGGUGAAACAGAAAGCAAAGAUGAUGCAAGGAAAACGCAUCAGUGACGGCAAGAAAGCCCAAGCAGCUUUGUCUUAUAAGAACUGCUCGGUUAAAAGGAAAAAAGGUCGCAAGUUUUGCCAUUUGUGCGGGAAGCGUUUUCACUACACCGCCUCUUUAAUGAAGCACAUAAAAACCCACGAGAAUUGUACCAGUUGCGUUAUUUGUGGGACGAAAUACGGGUGUCCCAAAGAACUUGUUUUUCAUUUGAAAAAGAAACACAGAGAUGCAUAUUUUUGUGAUGUUUGCGGUAAAACUUUUUUCAAAGUCCGCAGCCUCCAGACUCACGAAAGAAAACACACACUGACGAAAGAGUUUGUGUGUCAGGAAUGUGGCAAAACUUACCGGUAUAAACACUGUUUGAUUACGCACAUGAGUAGCCAUUCUGGGGAGUAACCAUACCCUUGCGAUAUUUGUGGUAUGCGCUUUAGUCAAAAUUCAAACAUGAACAGACACAAGACCACCCAUAUGGGAGAGAAGCCUUAGCCCUGCUAUAUGUGUUGUUUGCACCUAAUCUCAAGUCACAUUUGCAAACACGUGAAACAAGCAGGGUGAUGAGUGAUCCCUUUUUUUCCCAUCUAGUUGAAACUGGAUAGCUUUUAAUAUCGUCCACUUAACACGACUGUGCCUGAUGUGGUGUCAGAUAACUGCAAUUCGUAAUGUUUGGUUUGCUUUAAAGACCAUUGCAUCAUUUCUACAGCUAUAUGCUGCUGUUGGUUAACAUGAUUUUGCUGUUUUCUUUUGGGUUUUUUAAAAUAAGCCUAGGGGGCUUUUAUGAGUGUAGAGCAACACAUCUGCAGCUCUUGUUGCCCUCUGUGAUGUUGCGGUGUUGUGAGACUAAUUUCCACGGUUGACACUAAGGUUUAACAUCCUACUGUAUAACAUUACAGUGGUCUGCUUGUCUCUGGCUGCAGCCAUGGCGUGCAUACAUUUAUAUGGUAAAUGGUUUUAAAUGUAAUAUUGGUAUGUGUAUUGUCUCAGAUCUGUGGCUAAUGUAGAUACUGUAUGUGGGUUUUUUUCAACAUGUUAUUACUUGAUAAAACUUUGCAUUUUGAUGGAUUAGAGUCUGGGAGUCUUUUGAAUGAAGGGAAAGAAGCUUUUGAUAUAUAUAUUUUUUUAACGAUGUCUUUAUGAUGCCACAAAAUUAGGAAGUUCAGUACAUUUCAUAGGGGCUUAUUUGUUUCUUUGUGUUUCAAUUUUCAACAGUUUUCCUGUUAUUUUGAAUUCCAGUAAAAUUUCCGAGAAAAUGCCUAAAUCAGGAUAAAGAAACUUCAUUUGUUUUUUUGUAUUUAUCAACUACAAUACUUCUUUGACUCAAAGUCAUGAUGUAAUCACAAUAUUUGGUGAGAUUUCGUAAUGAAAAGGCCUUUGUAAAUAUAUUUUUUUUAAAGUGUUAUGAAGAAGACAACAAUCAGAGACUCAGAAAGCCAACACACAUGCAGUAAAUUAAUUAAACUCCUGCCAUUGUGGCAAAAUACCAUUGAAAGUCAUUCCGAUUAUUGCUGUUUCUUUUUUGGUGUGUUGGGAACUAGAUCACCACCCUCCAAAUGAG